AUGCCAUCUUCUGUGUCUCGACGGCUGGUGGACCACACAGAGUUGCCGCCAUGUGCUUUGAGGAUCCAUCCCGCCAAUCCAACGGUGGUUUACAUUGGAACUUACAAACUCGUCAAGGACGAAGAGCGCUACGGCUCCAUAGAGAUCUGGACCUGCACAGACUCGCUUGCGAAGGUCCGCUCCGUUGCCACGGCCUCGGCCGUGCUGGACCUCAAGUUCGACCCGUUCGAUGCCACACGGUUGGUCAGCGUGCACUCCACGGGAAACCUCAUAAUCUGGAAAAUUAGCGACGAUUUGCUCGACAUUUCCGAAACGUUCAAUUACCAAGCGUACGAAAACUCAACGCUGAUCACGGCCAUCAACUUCCACCUGACCAUCCCCAACACGCUCACGCUGAGCACCACCGCAGGAACGUGCUCGGUGCUCAAACUAAACGGCUCAGACAUCGAGAAAACCGAUUUCGACACCGAACACCAGCUCGAAUGCUGGUUCUCAACGUUCGGAACGUUUGCCGGUCUCGAACACGUUGUGUUUUCAGGGGGAGAUGACAGGAAACUGGUGGCACAUGACGCAAGACAGCCGGAGUUGCCCAUUUGGGAAACAGACCGUCUGCACGACGCAGGGAUCGUAUCGGUGCUACCAGCUUCAACUUUUUGGAACAGUACACACCCGUACACCGUGUGGACGGGAAGCUACGACGACCAGGUGCGGUCGCUGGAUUUGAGGGUUUCUGCUCCGCAGGCGCUGAUCUCGGGACUGCCUCCGCGAGCCAAACAGACAGAGAACUUGGGAGGCGGUGUAUGGCGGCUGAUUCCAAAUCCCGCUGGAGAUGACAGGGUUCUUUGCUGUGCCAUGUAUGCGGGUUGCAGAAUGUUGAAAAGCACGGUCCAGGGGAUUGGUGUGGAAGACGAGUUCCAGGGCGAGCACGAGUCGAUGGUGUACGGGGGCGACUGGGUCGGCGACAACAUGAUAACGUGCAGUUUCUACGAUCGGGUGGUGCAGGUGUGGCAGGAUACAUAG
Messenger RNA from Ogataea philodendri, 1020 nucleotides. RefSeq lists its product as uncharacterized. The record is from RefSeq and is a predicted model, not a curated record. Bases 1 to 1020 code for a protein of 339 amino acids. The transcript has a single exon. Lineage: Eukaryota; Fungi; Ascomycota; Pichiomycetes; Pichiales; Pichiaceae. Gene Ontology annotation, molecular function: protein binding.